Molecule: messenger RNA, 1227 nt
Organism: Liolophura sinensis
Lineage: Eukaryota; Metazoa; Mollusca; Polyplacophora; Chitonida; Chitonidae
Product: M-phase inducer phosphatase 1-B-like
Exons: 9
Coding region: 1-1227 (408 amino acids)
Biological process (GO): positive regulation of G2/MI transition of meiotic cell cycle; positive regulation of G2/M transition of mitotic cell cycle; G2/M transition of mitotic cell cycle
Cellular component (GO): cytoplasm; nucleus
Molecular function (GO): protein tyrosine phosphatase activity
Source: RefSeq, a predicted model, not a curated record
AUGUCGACCAAGGUCCAUUCUCCCGGGGAUAAUAUCCGUGGCCAUGCUAGACUAGAGUCGGUAGAAGUUGAAAACACCCCACCUUCCUCACGAUGGAAGACACAGUUGCUGUUCGAUUCGGAUGAAGAAUAUAGCAAUUUCUACCAGUCAGAAACACCGACUUUGGACAAAGAUACCGCUCUGAGGACUCGUUUGUUUGAAGAUGAAGAGUCACGUGACAGUGGAGUGGGCAUGGGCAAUGACAUUGAAGAGGUUGACAAUCUCGAUUUGCCCGUGCGGAGUUUUCCUCUUUUCACCGAAAAUGGCCGAUGUGAAAAUCUGUUGUUUCCAGUUUUCCAACAAGAAGUGUCAGAAGCAUAUGCAUUUACAAAGGAGACCCCUAGCGAUCCUGAUAGCACUAUAGUAAAAGAAUCCAAAGAAAAUCACGAGGUUGGUGUUUGUGAGAAGGAGAAGAGAAAACAGUGUCUUCGUCUGAAGAGGGAACGGCCAACUUACAGUGACGUGUGUUCUCCUGCUCGAAAAAGACGAGUGUGUUCCGGCAGAUUCAGACGACACAAGUCUCUAGACACCUCAUGCAAGCAGCAGCCAUUAAGAGAAACGUCAUCAAUGCUCAGGCCUUCCUACCUGACUAACUCAGACAGUGGCUCCGAUGACGAAGCCAGGACGGGAGACAACUGCAGGAGGCUAUGUCUGCCGACCGUAGACGGAAAACACCGAGACCUCCACUCCAUAACUCCAGAAACUCUGUCACGUGUCAUCAAUCUCGAGUAUUCGGAGACUAUUGAGAAAGCUGUUAUCGUUGACUGCAGGUACCCGUAUGAAUACACAGGAGGACAUAUAAAGGGUGCUAUUAACUGCUUCACAAAAGACGGUGUUUUAGAACUUUUCAUGGCAAAACAUUCUCGUCCUAACGAAAAUAGUGGGAAGCGUUUCGUGUUGAUAUUCCACUGCGAAUUUUCUUCAGAGAGAGCACCUAAGUUAUCGAGAUUUCUUCGAAAAAUGGACAGGGAUGCUAAUAAGGAAUGUUACCCUAAACUGUUUUACCCAGAAAUGUAUUUACUGGACGGCGGUUAUAAAAAUUUCUUCAGAAGUCAAAAGGAUAUGUGCACACCUCCGAGUUACGUCCCCAUGCAUGACGCCGGCCACAAAGAGGACAUGCGCAAGUUCCGCACCAAAUCUAAAUCUUGGUCAGGAGACAAGAAAAGUCGGUCUGUGUUUGGUUUUUAG